AUGAUAAAUGUCAAGGGGCCUCAUGGUGGAUCAGUUUUGGGUAGAAGAUACAUCGAACGCGAUAGAAAGGUUUGUCAUAAUUUAAUUAUCAAAGAUUAUUUCAGUGGCGGGGAGUCGAAAUAUCCACCAAGUUAUUUUUGUCGUCGCUAUCGGAUGGAUAUUGAUCUAUUCAAGCGUAUUCUACGUGGAAUUCAUAACCAUGACGACUACUUUACACAAAGGGUUGAUGCUGCUAAGAAGUAUGAUUUGAGUCCUUUGCAAAAGAUGAUGGCCUUAUUGAAAAUGCUUGCAUAUGGUUGUCCAGUUGAUUCUGUUGAUGAGUACAUUCAGAUUGGUGAAAGUACUGUAGUUGAAUGCCUGAAACUCUUUUGUGAUGCUAUAAUUGGUGUUUUCGAGGAGCAAUACUUGAGAAAACCAAACGAAGAUGACAUCAAAAAGUUGCUUAAAGAAGGAAAAGAUCGUGGUUUUCCCGGAAUGCUUGUUAGCCUUGAUUGUAUGCAUUGGCCUUGGAGGAAUUGCCAUGUGGCAUGGCAUGGUACACACACAAAUGGUUUUAAGAAGGUUCCCACUCUAAUUUUAGAGGCAGUGCCAUCCGAAAGUCUGUGGAUAUGGCAUGCAUUCUUUGGCAUGGCUGGUUCAAAUAAUGAUGUUUCUGUUUUAGACAGAUCUCCUUUAUUUGAUGACAUAGUUAAUGGUAUUGCUCCACCGUGUAACUUUGUUGUUCAAGGCCAUCAAUAUGAUAUGGGAUAUUAUUUAUCCGAUGGAAUUUACCCUCAGUAUGCAACUCUACUCCAAACUAUCUCAAGUCCUAAUACCACCAAAGAGAAGUUUUUUGCCAAACGCCAAGAAGUUGUACGUAAAGAUGUGGAACGGGCAUUCGGGAUACUGCAAGCAAGGUGGCAUAUUGUUAAGAGGCCGUCACGUAUGUGGAAUGUAAAAGAUAUUGGGAAGAUUCGGGAUACUUGCAUCAUUUUGCAUAAUAUGAUCAUUGCGCAUGAGCGUCAACAAGGAGUCGACCCUGAAAGUUGGAGGCCACUUCCGGAUGAAAAUGUUGAACCUGUUGUUCCACAGCAUGACUGCGCAUUUUUAGUCGAUAACAUGAUUAAUCGAAUAAGGCAGGUUCGAGACAAGGAAGUGCACAACGAGCUUAAGAUUGAUAUCAUUAACCACUUAUGGGAUCAAUUAGGUGAUUCAGAGACUGUAGGGUUCCUUUAUUUGCAGCGUAGGAGUUGA
Molecule: messenger RNA, 1233 nt
Organism: Papaver somniferum (opium poppy)
Lineage: Eukaryota; Viridiplantae; Streptophyta; Magnoliopsida; Ranunculales; Papaveraceae
Exons: 1
Coding region: 1-1233 (410 amino acids)
Source: RefSeq, a predicted model, not a curated record